AAUGCUCCUGCUCGAACACAGUCACCUGAGAGAGGGAGAGAGAAAUAAGCAAUCAUGUCCAGUGGAGAUAAGUCCAAGACCUCUUCCCAGACCGACGGUAAGGCCGCUCAGAGCAAGAAGUCUGAGAUGGGAAUGAUGGCCUACAAGAUGUACGUGUUCGACCAGGAGAACUUCCAGGGUCGCAUGAUCGAGAUCAGCAACGAGUGCAUGAAUGUGUGUGAGAUGGGCAUGGACCGCGUCCGCUCCCUGCGCGUUGAGUGCGGACCCUUCGUGGGCUUUGAGCAGAUGAACUUCUGCGGUGAGAUGUACAUCCUGGAGAAGGGAGAGUAUCCUCGCUGGGACUCCUGGAGCAACUGCCAGAAGAACGAUUACCUGCUGUCCUUCAGGCCCGUCAGAAUGGAUCCCGAGAAGCACAAGAUCUGCCUGUACGAGGUCGGAGAGUUCAAGGGCCGCAAGAUGGAGAUCAUGGACGAUGACGUUCCUAGCCUGUUCUCCUACGGCUUCACCGACAGAGUGGGCAGCAUCAUUGUCAGCUGUGGAACCUGGGUGGGAUACCAGUUCCCUGGAUACCGUGGUAGCCAGUACCUGCUGGAGAAGGGCGACUUCAGGCACUUCAACGAGUAUGGCGCCCGCCACCCUCAGUUCCAGUCUGUGAGGCGUAUCCGUGACAUGCAGUGGCACCAACAGGGCUGCUACACCAUGGCCAGCAAGUGA
This is a messenger RNA of Centropristis striata (black sea bass), 714 nucleotides long. It is a transcript of the gene crybb1l1, whose product is annotated as crystallin, beta B1, like 1. Bases 55 to 714 code for a protein of 219 amino acids. The record is from RefSeq and is a predicted model, not a curated record. The transcript has 6 exons. Gene Ontology annotation, biological process: lens development in camera-type eye; visual perception. Gene Ontology annotation, molecular function: structural constituent of eye lens. NCBI's taxonomy places the organism in Eukaryota, Metazoa, Chordata, Actinopteri, Perciformes, Serranidae.